Besnoitia besnoiti is the source of this 2037-nucleotide messenger RNA. Its product is annotated as histone arginine methyltransferase PRMT4/CARM1. The transcript is spliced from 7 exons. Gene Ontology annotation, biological process: peptidyl-arginine methylation. Bases 1 to 2037 code for a protein of 678 amino acids. NCBI's taxonomy places the organism in Eukaryota, Apicomplexa, Conoidasida, Eucoccidiorida, Sarcocystidae. Gene Ontology annotation, molecular function: protein-arginine N-methyltransferase activity. The record is from RefSeq and is a predicted model, not a curated record.
AUGAGCGCUCCGAGCACAUCGUCACUAGGUUCUCCUGCCAACAAUUCCGGACGAGAUGCGUCUUCGGAAGACGUGGGGAACCUGAUGUCUUUUCAUUGCAGUGUCAUCUCUUUUGAAUCUGACACGAUGCAGUUUGUUCGGGGAGCGCUUAGUGAGGCGCUAAAGAACGCUCGAGCUCAUGGAGGGCGUGUCUAUGUUGACCUCUUCCGCUCCAGUGUAGGAGGAGGGCGCCCGGCGGUCUCCUUCGUCUGUCCAAUCGGGGAAACCAGGAGACAGAUACCGCUAGCUCACGUCCAGCCUCUGUCCCCCAAAACGCUGAUGUGCUGCCCCUUUUCCGAUGGAAACAGCCGGUUCUCUUUCUCGUCUGCGCCCGGGCCCCCGGACUCACAGGCGGCAGACGGGGCGGGGAACAGUCUGAGAGAAGCAGGCGGUUCUUCGGCGUUUGAUUCCAUCUUCGGGCUUGAGUUCCAGGAUGAAGCCAAGGCAAACGCAUUCCUCGCAGAAUGGAAUCGAAUUCAUGAGGCAGCUCCGCAAGUCGAGAAAGAGAACGGCCGCGCUUCAGCUGUACAUACACGGCCGAGCCAACGGCCCAUGGGUGGGCACAUGGGGGAAAUGGAUGCGUCGGUGGUUGAGACUUACUUUCAGUACUACGGGAAAAUGACGAAUCAAAUGAACAUGCUGCAGGACACGAUGCGGACCACCACGUACCAGCGGGCUAUCGUCGAAAAUCGCGCAGAUUUCGAAGGGAAAGUCGUCAUGGAUGUCGGUGCCGGCUCCGGCAUCCUCUCCUUCUUCGCAGCUCAGGCUGGUGCCAAGAAAGUAUACGCAGUUGAGGCGAGCAACAUGGCUGCGACCCUGGCUCUGCUCUGCCGAGGCAAUCCCGCUCUCGGAAGUCGAAUUCAAAUCAUCAACAAGCCUCUGGAAAGCAUCGAAGAGCACGAGGUCCCCGAAAAGGUCGACGUCCUCAUCUCGGAGCCCAUCGGAACGCUUCUGUUCAACGAGCGCAUGAUUGAAACCUACCUCUCUGCUCGAGACCGCUUCCUCAAACCCGGGGGCAAGAUGUUUCCGAGCAAGUCGUCGCUCUUCGUCGCACCUUUCGCGGACUACGUCCUGCACACGGACAUGCUCAACAAAUGCAAUUUCUGGAAGCAGACAGACUUUUGCGGGGUGGAUCUCUCGGCCGCUUUCGAGGUGGCCGUCGUCGAGCAGUUUCGCCAGCCGAUCGUGGACUACAUUGACCCUGCCCUGCUUCUCGCGCCGCCGCAGUACAAGGAGUUUGACUUCACCACGGUUCCUCGACAGGCUCUCGAAGAGAUCGCAAUCGAGUUUUCCUUUACAGUGCGCAGCCCGACGUUGGUUCACGGCAUCGCCGGCUGGUUUGACGUUUGGUUCGAGGGCUCGGAGAAGCUCGUGAGCUUCAGCACUUCGCCGUUCUCGCCGCCUACGCACUGGUUUCAGACGCGCGUGGUGCUGCGCGAGCCUCUGGCGGUCAACCCUGGUCAGCCCGUCUCCGGCAGGUUGCUCAUGAGAGGCAACAAGCAGCAGAGCUACUUCCUCGAUGUCUCUCUGGCUCUGCAAGACUGCAGCGUGUCGACGACGGCGAAGAACGUAGACCUCAAGGAUCCGGAUUAUCGGUACUACUCGAACCCGGCGCACAGCUACUUCCCGAGUUGCCAGCAGACGGGCUACGCGGCGCAGCCGGCCGCUCAGGCGUCGGCGCCGGCGCCAGGCAGUCCUAGCAGCUCGGCAGCGGCGGAGGCGUUCUCCGCGUCCUCGUCCGUCACCUCGUCUGCGGCGUCUCUCUUUUCGUGGUCUGAGGCCGUGCCCAUCGCCGCGUCGUCGAGCUUCGCCGACUGCGAAGGAGCGCGGAGACAUGCGCCCGCAGAGUCGGCAGAAGCGACCGCGAAAAAAACGUUUCCCUCGCCGCCCUGGGACGCGGAGGCUGCCCCCCCCCGGCAGAGCGACCGGGCUGGAAGAAACCCCGACGCCGGCAUCGCCGAGGCGAACCGCGAAAUGCGGCAUUUCUUUGGAAGCUAA